Onychomys torridus (southern grasshopper mouse) is the source of this 2893-nucleotide messenger RNA. It is a transcript of the gene Arhgef15, whose product is annotated as Rho guanine nucleotide exchange factor 15. NCBI's taxonomy places the organism in Eukaryota, Metazoa, Chordata, Mammalia, Rodentia, Cricetidae. Gene Ontology annotation, biological process: activation of GTPase activity. Bases 752 to 2845 code for a protein of 697 amino acids. The record is from RefSeq and is a predicted model, not a curated record. The transcript is spliced from 14 exons. Gene Ontology annotation, molecular function: guanyl-nucleotide exchange factor activity.
UGCACGCAUAAAGCAGCUCUCCACACCCGAGUUCCAGCCUUUUCUAACCUCCAACACCUUGGAUGCCGGAUUCCUCACAUCCUCUAGGCCCAGUGUGCGCAUGUGGAGCAUGGUGUGGUUGGGGGUGGUGGUGUCCGGUUGGGAGGAGGAUCGGAUUCCUGUUUCCUGCCCCUACUCACUCAGCCCUAGGAGGUGACUGAGAGUGGAGGGAACGGAGAGGGUAAGUGCUUGGGGCCCCGACUCUUUAGGCCCUGUGAAAGGCCUGAGUUGGGAGCGGGAAGAAAGUCAACACAGGCACCUGGGAUGGGGUACAGUGAGUUCCCUGACGGGGCAGAGGCUGGGGAGCAGGAGACCACUGCUUGGGUAACUUCAAUGAGGGGCUUCGUGGCAGCCUGUAGGGGCCACUGAGUAAGCUGCAGUCUAAGGAGGCCCUGAUGCCCAUCUUUUCUCAAGAACCUAACUGGGGACCUGGAAGGCUAUGACUUCUGACGGGAUAGGGAAUUUAGGGGCUCUCUUGUGUCCCAGCUCUGGUCCCCAUCCUCCUUGUCAAGAGGAAGAGAAGCACAGGUUCCAGCGUCCCAGGUCCCAGCGGUGUCCCGGUGCUGUUGGUUCUAUGCUGUGGCCUGGGUUUGUGGCCACCCCCCCAGGCAUCCCGGCAGGACCCAGCCUUCCACUGGAGCGUCCCUCUGUGACCAGACCCAGGGGAUGACUUCCGCAGAACACCUCCCUCCUUGGAAACACUCAGAAGACGAUGUCAGCCCAGUCCCUUCCUGCAGCAACGCCCCCCACCCUGAAGCCCCCUCGGAUCAUCCGCCCCCGCCCUCCUUCUCGCCACCGGGCUCCGCACUCCCCGGGGCCUCCGCACAACGGCUCCUCUUCGAAAGCACUUCCCCAGAUUCCCAAUGAUGCGUCAGCCUCAAUGUGCACCUCCAUCUUCUGGGAGCCCCCCGCGUCUUCCCUGAAGCCUCCCGCCCUUCUGCCCCCCUCAGUCUCCAGAGCCAGCCUGGACUCCCAGACGUCCCCCGACUCGCCUUCCAGCACACCCAGUCCCAGCCCGGUGUCCCGGCGAUCCGUCUCCCCAGAACCAGCUCCCUGCUCUCCAGUGCCCCCACCCAAGCCCUCUGGCUCGCCCCGAACACCCCUGCCCUCGCUCCCUAUGCCUCUCCAGGAUGGCUCUGCCUCGGCCCCUGGCACGGUUCGCAGACUGGCUGGCAAGUUUGAAUGGGGGGCUGAAGGCAAGGCCCAGUCCUCGGAGUCCCUGGAGCGGUGCUCCCAAGGGGGCUCGGAUGUGAAUGGGGAGAGAGAGACUCCCCAAGUCGUCCUUUCCGGGAAUGGGUCCCAGGAGAAUGGCACUCCGGAUGCUGCUCUGGCCUGCCCUCCAUGCUGCCCCUGUGUCUGCCACGUAGCAAAGCCUGGCCUGGAGCUCCGAUGGGUGCCUGUGGGGAGUUCGGAUGACAUCCUCAGGGCCCCCUGCAGAGCAUCCCCACUGCGAGCCUCCCGCUCUCGCAUCAACCCACCAGUCAUCAGUCACCCUCCAGUGGUCCUCACAUCUUAUCGCUCCACUGCUGAGCGCAAACUCCUACCUCCCCUCAAGCCCCCCAAGCCCACUCGAGUCAGACAAGAUGCCAGUACCUCUGGGGAGCUUCCACAGCCGGACCUGGAACUGCCUUCGGAAGAUGGGAUCCAAACAGGGGACAGGCCUGAAGAAGCACCUCAGAAUGCUCCUCCUGCAGCCUUGGAGGGAAGGGAUGAGGAGGGCCUGGAGGGGUUGAAGGAUCAGCAGUGGGAGCUGCCCCUGCAGGACGAACCUUUAUACCAGACUUACAGAGCAGCUGUGCUGUCAGAGGAGCUGUGGGGUGUGGGUGAGGAUGGGGGCCCUGCUCCAGCUAAUCCAGGAGAAGCUCCCACCUUCUCCAGGCUCCCUGGACCUCGGAACACUCUGUGGCAGGAGCUCCCAGCUGUGCGAGCCAGUGGUCUCUUAGAGAGCCUAAGCCCCCAAGAAAGGCGUAUGCAGGAGAGCCUGUUUGAGGUGGUGACCUCAGAGGCCUCCUACCUACGCUCUCUGAGGCUACUGACCGACACCUUCGUCCUGAGCCGGGCUCUCCGGGACACACUCACUCCUCGGGAUCACCACACACUUUUCUCCAAUGUGCAGCGAGUCCAGGGUGUCAGUGAGCGGUUUCUGGGAACAUUACUAUCCCGGGUCCGUUCUUCCCCACACAUCAGUGACCUGUGCGACGUGGUGCAUGCCCACGCGGUCGGCCCCUUCUCAGUGUAUGUGGAUUACGUCCGGAACCAGCAGUAUCAGGAGGAGACCUACAGCCGCCUUAUGGACACGAACGUGCGCUUCUCUGCGGAGCUGCGGCGGCUGCAGAGCCUCCCCAAAUGCGAGCGGCUUCCGCUGCCCUCCUUCCUGCUAUUACCCUUCCAGCGCAUUACCCGGCUCCGGAUGCUGCUGCAGAAUAUCCUAGGCCAGACAGAGGAGGGGUCCAGUCGCCAGGAGAAUGCCCAGAAGGCCCUGAGUGCUGUGAGCAAGAUCAUUGAGCGCUGCAGCGCUGAGGUAGGGCGCAUGAAGCAGACCGAAGAGCUGAUCCGACUCACCCAAAGGUUGCGCUUCCACAAGGUCAAGGCUCUACCCCUGGUCUCCUGGUCACGGCGCCUGGAAUUGCAGGGGGAGCUGACAGAGUUGGGAUUUCGGAGGGGGGGUGUGCUCUUCACCUCCCGCCCCCGCUUCACUCCCCUCUGCCUGCUGCUCUUCAGUGACCUGCUGCUUAUCACUCAGCCCAAGAGGCCCAGCAGGUUCCUGACCCAUCUGGACCCCCUACAUUCCGUCUCUCCCUUCUAAGCAACCACCAGGGUCGCCCCACCCACAGGCUACUCCAAGCAGCCUCAC